Molecule: messenger RNA, 1947 nt
Organism: Guillardia theta CCMP2712
Lineage: Eukaryota; Cryptophyceae; Pyrenomonadales; Geminigeraceae
Exons: 7
Coding region: 1-1947 (648 amino acids)
Molecular function (GO): protein binding
Source: RefSeq, a predicted model, not a curated record
AUGAUCAACUGCGACAAGAACUACUUGUCCCACCUCCCUCUCCAGCUAAACGCUUCAACUGGGCUGACGGAGCUCCGGGUGGCAAACAAUCAGCUGCUCGAUCUCCCCUCGUACCUGGAUUUCUUCGGUGCUCUUGUUCUGUUGGAUGCUCGCGACAACGUCCUGCAGUCUCUCCCUUCUUCUCUCACCCUCCUGUCCUCCCUCACUCGUCUUAGGAUCUCUAGGAACAAGAUAGAGGAGCUUCCCGAGGCCCUUGGCUCCCUCGUCUCCCUCACCGAGCUGGACGCUGACGAGAACGCUCUCUCGAGGCUCCCGCAGUCUCUCUGUGAGCUGAACAAGCUUCGAACCAUCCGCUUGAGCUGCAACAGCCUGUCGGAGCUCCCGCUGGGGGUUGGCAGGCUUGUCAACCUCGAGACUUUGACUUUGAGCGACAACAAACUGACAAGGAUUCCUCUUAGCUUCCGCAACCUCUCAAUGUUGACCAACCUCCAGGUCCUGAACCUGAAUCGCAACCAGCUGGACUCCCUGCCUGCAGAAUUCACCGGCUUGACGAACUUGACAAGCUUCUCGAUCCAGUCCAAUCACUUCCUGCAAGCUCCAGCCUGCCUGCAAUUAUGGACGGGCCUUAAGGAGCUCGAUCUCUCACACAACAAGAUCACUGUUCUCCCCGUGCAGAUCCUCCAGCCGCUCAAGGAACUCUCCCAAGUGGAUGUCAGCUCGAAUCAGCUGGUCGAGGUGCGGGAAGACGUCUCCCGCCUCCUCCAUCUUCGGCUGUUCGACCUCCGCAACAAUCUCAUGACAAGCCUGCCGGGAAGCCUCGGAGCUCUCAAGCAGCUGGACACUCUCUUGGUCGACAACAACAAGCUUACUGAGCUGACAGCUGCAAUCUCAGACUGUUCAUCCCUUACCUUCCUCUCGCUCAGCAAGAACAAUCUUACCUCUCUCCCCCCUCCACUUGGAAUCCUCACUUCCUUGAAGACCCUUCAAGUGAUGGACAAUCAGCUUUUGAGCACAAUGCCAGCUGAAGUUCUCCUCCUCUCCUCCCUCACUGUGCUCUCCCUGGCGAGGAACAAGAUCGAGCAUCUCCCUGAAGAGCUCGGCCACCGGCUGUCACAGCUUCGUAUGCUCGACCUGGAGUCCAACAAGCUGAAGAAGCUCCCGGACAGCAUCGGGAUCGCUGGGUCCCUCAAGCUCCUCGACCUUGAGAGCAACCUGUUCACCUCCCUCCCUUCCGUCGUGCUCUCUCUGACGAGGCUAGAGGAGUUGCGAUUGGCUGGAAACGACCUGUCCCAGCUCCCGCUCGAGCUGGGAAGGCUGGUCUCGCCAGCAUCUCUUACUUCCAUCACUCUCAACGACAACGCAAUCUCCGAGGUACCUGGUGACAUCUCCAAACUCACCAGCCUCGUCCUCCUCUCCAUGUCCAACAACAACAUCUCGCAGCUUCCGAAGCAUUCCUUCCUGCUGUUGAGCUCCUUGCGCUCGCUGAAUGUCGCCGGCAAUCCACUCACCGUGCUCCCUGUUACCCUGGGCUCACUGAAGAAGCUUGAGUACCUUGACCUCAACGAUAACCGGCUGCGAGAAAUCCCGGCAUCUGUCUGCAAGCUCACAAGGCUGAGAGAUCUGUCAGUCAUGGACAACAAGCUCUUGUCGAUCGCGCCUGAGGUUGGGCUGAUAACGACCCUGCGAAGGCUCCAGCUGGAGAACAACGCGAAGCUCAAGUGUCCUCCUGUCGAAGUUUACUCGAGAGGAAUUCAAGCGACGCUCUCCUACCUCAGAUCCAUCAUGCAGGGCAUAUCGACCGGCAGCAUCGAUCUCGCUUCCAGCAGCUUGUCCAGCUUGGAACUUCCCUUUGACAGGCUGGCAGUAAAGCUAAGAGCCAUGCAGCUUUCUAACAAUCUUCUCGACGAAAUACCGCAGGUGUUUGUAAGCAAGUCGUUGGUGCGUUAG